Onthophagus taurus is the source of this 3359-nucleotide messenger RNA. RefSeq names its product metal transporter uex (gene uex). The record is from RefSeq and is a predicted model, not a curated record. Gene Ontology annotation, molecular function: transmembrane transporter activity. Gene Ontology annotation, cellular component: plasma membrane. Gene Ontology annotation, biological process: transport; magnesium ion homeostasis. NCBI's taxonomy places the organism in Eukaryota, Metazoa, Arthropoda, Insecta, Coleoptera, Scarabaeidae.
CAGCCGCGUUUACAGUCGAAAAUGGUUAAAACGAGCAAUCUCGGAGCCCCUUUAGCUCAGUUUUCGCGAACAUGGCGAGGGGGUGGUCGAAUCCCAUCUUUUUACACUUACAAUUCAUCUUCGUCGCACUUACGUUAUCGACAGGAACAGUUUUCGGUGCAAAUGAAAUCCCGUCGAUCGUUUCUGUGAAAGUGAUAUCGGUAUCGAAUCCACAAUUUAGGACAAACGAGUGCCUGAAAGACCUUAAAUUCGAAAUGAGGGGUCGAAAUUUUGAUUCUAACAUGGAAAUCGCCGUCACCAGGGACAAAAGUGCUAAGGACUCGUUUUGUAACGAAGCAACGUUAAUUCAUUUAAAUGAACAAGUUUCUUCGGAAUCGGGAAUUUAUACGAUUACUAUACCGCAAGGAUUACAAGACGAUCUUUACUUUUGUAUGAAAAAUUAUAAAUUAGAACAACAACAGGCGCGAUGGUAUCAUCAAGGAUAUGACGUUUUUUUACUAGGGGCAAUAGAUCUGACUCAUAUUCAUCAAAUAAAAGUAUCCGGAAUAAAAGUAGAAUCAUCAAAUAAUGGGAUAGAAACCGAUUCCGAUGGAAUACCAUCGAUAUUUAUCGAAACCCCUUCAGUUAUUCGAAUAUUUGGUUCUGGAUUCACUCAAAACACCAUCGUAGCCUUCACUAACGUGAGGAUGCUUCCCGGCGAUGUUUGCACAGUUUUCCCAUCACCUACAAUAUAUCCGGUUGAUCAUGUUUCCGAAGAAAAGGAUACAGCUUCAAUUAAUGUGAUUUUACCUGAAAAAGUCGUUGGAGACACUUUAUAUCUUUGCGUAAAAGAAUCAAACUUUUCAAACGCGACGUUUUACCAUCAAGGAAGCGCCCCGUGGGUCGCACUACAAAGCCACACUUAUUUAAUACCGAUUUGGGGUUCGAUUUUGAUCAUCGGAACAUGUUUGUGUUUCUCCGCUUUAUUUUCCGGGUUAAAUUUGGGCUUGAUGAGUCUCGACAUGACGGAAUUAAAAAUUUUAAAAAACACGGGAACCACAAAAGAGAGACAAUACGCGAGGAAAAUUCAACCGAUUCGAAAACAUGGUAACUUUUUAUUAUGUAGUAUCUUGUUGGGAAAUGUAUUGGUGAAUUCGAUUUUUACGAUUUUAUUGGAUGGAUUAACGUCGGGCGUUGUUGCUGUGGUUUGUUCUACGAUCGCUAUUGUACUCUUUGGUGAAAUUACACCUCAAGCGAUUUGUUCGAGGCAUGGUUUAGCUGUUGGCGCGAAAACUAUUGUUGUUACGAAAGUUGUUAUGGGAAUAACAUCACCAAUUGCUUAUCCGGUUUCGAAAAUUUUAGAUCGGCUCUUAGGGGAGGAAAUUGGAAAUGUUUACAAUCGGGAACGAUUAAAGGAAUUAGUCAAAGUAACAACUGGUGAAAAUGAUUUAGAUAGGGAUGAAGUAAAUAUAAUAAGUGGAGCGUUAGAAUUAAGAAAAAAAACUGUAGCCGAAGCGAUGACAAGAAUGGAAGAUGCAUUUAUGUUAGAUUACGAAGCGAUCCUCGAUUUUGAAACAGUUUCCGAAAUAAUGAAAUCGGGUUAUUCAAGAAUUCCCGUUUAUGAAGGAGAUCGGAAAAAAAUCGUCACCACACUUUACAUAAAAGAUCUCGCGUUCGUCGAUCCGGAUGAUAACACCCCAUUAAAAACUUUGUGUCAAUUCUAUCAGAAUCCGUGCAAUUUCGUUUUCGAAGAUGUCACAUUGGACGUUAUGUUCAAAGAGUUCAAAGAAGGAAAUAAGGGGCACAUGGCGUUUGUGCAUCGCGUUAACAAUGAAGGUGAUGGUGAUCCGUUUUAUGAAACAAUUGGGUUAAUCACCUUAGAAGAUGUUAUUGAGGAAUUAAUUCAAGCUGAAAUUAUGGAUGAAACUGAUACAGUUACCGAUAAUCGUUCAAAAAGAAAACGGACCUCGAAUAGAACCAAACAAGAUUUUACCGUUUUCGCUGAUCGCAAAGGUGAAACUAAUCGUAUAAGGAUUAGUCCGCAAUUAACGUUAGCUACAUAUCAAUAUUUAAGCACUUCUGUUGAUUUAUUUAAACCAAGCAAUAUCUCAGAGACGAUUCUAAGAAGAUUUCUUAAACAAGACAUUUACAACCAUAUUAAAAAGAAUAAAGAUUGGCGUAACGACGAUAAUGCGGUGAUUUAUCAACAAGGUUGCGCUGUUGAUUACUUUGUAUUAAUCCUUGAAGGUCGAGUUGAAGUUACAGUUGGUGCAGAACAAUUAGUUUUUGAAAGCGGGGCGUUUACUUACUUUGGAACACAAGCUUUAGCACAAAACAUUGGAAUAUUGGAUCCUUCACCAUCAACGAUGGGUAGCUUGCAAUCAUUAAAUAUGGACACGAUGCUCCGUUACAGUUUCCAACCCGAUUACACCGUUAGAGCAAGUUCCGAUUUACUUUACAUGAAAGUAAAGCGAAGCCUUUAUUUGGCAGCGAAAAAAGCUUCGUUAAUGGAAAAAUCAGCCCGCGAAAAAGACGGUGAUAAUUACGAUGAGGAAGUCGAAAAGUUAUUAUAUUCGUUAGGAGAAGAAGAUUCUUUGGGUCGUCAAUCACCCGAGUUGAAAGCGAAUCAAAAUAUAACGCACAGCGAACCGUUAAGUACAACAAAUUCAAAUGUAAAAUUGCCAGAUAAUGCGAUGAAUAUUAACCAGUUGAGUGCUAAUCGCAAAAGUUUGAAUAACGGUGGAGCUGCUACGAGUCAAAAAUUACUUCAUCCUCAAAACGCUACGAUAACCGAUGAUUUAACGUCGUCGAAGGAGGAAGAAAUAGCAUUGUUACCAAAAAAUAACUCAUAACAACAAAGUAACGGUCUUAAAAAGGCCGAUAGAGUACUUAACUUAUUUCAACGAUUAAUUUUUUUUUGAAAAUACAAGUAUUAAGUUAGUGUUUUAAAAUAAAAAUGUUAUUGCAAAAAGGGGUUUAGGCAUUUAUUUUUUAUAUAUUUUUUUUUGGCUUUUGUAUUUAGCAAUAAUCAAGAUUGAUAAAUUAUUGACAAAUAUAACUUUUAUGUACUUUAUUCUAGUACUUAUAUUAAUUAAUGAAGAAACAAAUAAUUUAAUGUUAAUUAAUUAGAUUUAGGUGUUGUAUAAAUGUUAAAUACCAAAAAAUAGAUUAAAAAAUAAAAAAAAAAAAAUAUUAACAAGUUGUUGAGGUUAGAAUGUUUUUACAUGUACUUUACAAAGAAAUAUUGUACUUAAAAUUUAUUUUCCAAUAUAUUGGUGCUUUUAUUAUUAUUUUCUUACUUUUUUUUAUUGUUUUGUUUUUAGUUAAAAGUUGUUUGUUAGAAAUAAAGUUGUACUUCCAUUAAUAAAGCUGUCUAAAAA